GAGUGAGGAUGGAAUGUUUAUCGGGGCUUGGGGCAUUGUGUGCAGAACAUCACGGAAUAGAUUCUCCGGCUUGGAUUCUGCAUCUCGUUCUGCACUGAUAGUUAUUUGCGUUUUGUCAGCAGGAAACACAGCGUCAAUCGCGCUAUUCUUUAUAACCAAAUUAAACAGCGUAGGAUGCGAUAGUGCUGCCUGAAGGCACAAAGAGAUCAGGACGGACAUCUAAAGGGAAAGUGAGUGCACAGAGCCACACGUCAGAUAAAGUUUAGCCGGCUGCGUGUCGAUUCGCAUCAAAGACAGAGAAAAUGUCUAAACCUAAUUAUACCGGCAUUUACCACAUGGUUUCCCAGGACAGCUUUGAUGAAUAUCUGGCGGCUUUGGAUGUUAAUUAUGCAUUAAGGAAAAUCGUCAGCAUUCUGAAACCCAGUAAACAUAUUGAGCAUGAUGUGAACACCGGCAAAAUGAACAUAAAGACAGUCACAACCUUUAAGAACUUCGACAUGGAUUUUACUCUGGGACAGGAAUUCACCGAGGACCUGGGGCCAGUUGAUGGACGAAAGUGCCAAACCACUGUCGACUGGGACGGUGAUAAAUUGGUGUGCGUUCAGCGAGGAGAGAAAGAGGGUAGAGGGUGGACACACUGGUUGGAGGGAAACAUUCUCCAUUUGGAGUUGAGGGCUCAGGGUGUAACUGCCAAGCAAGUCUUUAAGAAGUCUGAGUGAGGGAUAGCGAGAGGGAGAAAGAGAGGGGCCAUUUGCGGGGAGUUUAAGCUCAGAGUGUCCUAAGAUAUCUGGACUCAGAAAGAGGCCAUGUUGCCACAUAGAUCUGUCCUCAAUCAGCAGCAAAUAUUGUUUUAAUGGAGACUACAAAUGUAGAAAUUGUUUCCCUCUCAGUGAAAUAUUUCAGCAUGAAAGUGAAUUUCCUUCUCUCGCAUUUGAAAUCCAAACAAAAUUUAGAAUGAGAUCAGGCCACAGUAGCCCUCCAGACCUUUGUUAAUUUUAGUGAAUGGUACUGUAAAUAUGGACCAGUUUCAGGCUGGAUUCAUAAAAUCCUAAAAAUGUUUUAUGCCGUUAUGUUUGUAGUAUGCAGAAAUAGUGAUGCACUUAGCCAAUCAAGUAGUUCACAUUCUUAAAUUUGUAUUCCAAAAUUCUAUGCCUAUUUAUCAAGUGUCCUGCUACGGAAUUUGAAUUUGUAAAAAAUUCUGUAAUGACUGUUAAGUCUGUUGAAUUUGUUUUGAUUAAUGCACUGCACUUGUCAAACUUUGCCUAAAAGUGCUGAGAUAUGUAUGGUCAGAAAUGUAAAGUUAUUGUCCUCUACUGAAUACAACUCUUUAUAUUACCAUAAAAACAGAUGUGUGUGAAAUAUUUUUGUUACUGGUUACUUGUCUUAAAAAGUUUUAUAUAGCUGCUGUGCUGUUUCAGUUGUUAAAAGAUUGUUCAGUACAAGUUGGGCUCAAUCGAUAGCAUUUGUGGCAUAAUGUUGAUUACCACAAAAAUUUAUUUAGACUCCUUCCUCCUAUUCUUUAAAAAAAGCAAAAAUCGAGGUUACAGUGAGGCCCUUACAAUGGAAGUGAAUGGGGACAAUUUUUGGAGGGUUUAAAUAAAGCAUAUAAUUUUAUAAAAACACUUGCAUUAAUUCUUCUGUUAAAACUUGUGUGUUAUUUGAGCUGUAAAGUUGUUUAUAUUGUCAUUUUUGUGUUUGUUGACAUUACAUCGUCAUGGUAAUGAAGGCUAUAAUUUUACACAGAAAAUGUUUGUAAGUGAUUUUAUCAAACUAAAAUAAUGUUUACACACACUUUCUUUAUGUCUUGUGGCUAAACUUUUUAAACAGCGAGUAUUUUAGUGUAAAAAAUUGUCCCCCAUUAACUUCCAUUGUAAGUUCCUACAUCCAGAUUUUUGAUUCCUUUAAAAAAGGAGGAACGUGUCGAAAUAAAUGUUUGUGGUAAUCAACAUUAUAUCACAAAUGCUGUCGAUUGAGCUGUAAAUAACCUGGAACAUUCAUUUAAUUUACUAAAUGCUAACUAAAACACUUACAUUGACUACAUGGGACUGUAACUUGAUAAAGUGCACAGUGGCCACCUCAUAACACUUUAAUUUAUAAAACUUAUGCUAGCAUUAAUGGUUGACCGAUAUAUCGCAAAGGCCUAUAAAUCGGCCGAUAUUCUGACUUUUUUAAUGUUCGGCAUCGGCUGAUAAAUUUUCCCGUUUGGUUAAAAACCAAACCGUUUUUUUCUUGAGGGAGGCAAAAAUCACCUGCAUGCAUGCAAAGUGACUGAGACAUGUAAACAACCAAGUUUUGUUUUGUUGUUACGUGCUAUCAUGUUACUACAAUAAUAGAACGUAGUGCAACACAGUGUCAUUUAAAUGGUCCACAUAUUUGGCAGAUGCAUUUGAGCUCAUAAUGUUAAAGUGCUCGACUGUUUAAUUCUCCCUCUCUCUCCUCAACAGUUCCCUGUAACUUUGAACUGUCUUGUCUAAUAAUAAAAAGGCAAAUAUCAAUAAAACUAAU
Messenger RNA from Xyrauchen texanus (razorback sucker), 2505 nucleotides. Its product is annotated as retinol-binding protein 1-like. The transcript is spliced from 4 exons. The coding region runs from base 303 to 719 and encodes 138 amino acids. Gene Ontology annotation, cellular component: nucleus; cytosol. Gene Ontology annotation, molecular function: fatty acid binding. Gene Ontology annotation, biological process: fatty acid transport. The record is from RefSeq and is a predicted model, not a curated record. Lineage: Eukaryota; Metazoa; Chordata; Actinopteri; Cypriniformes; Catostomidae.